AUGCCCCGUUCUGUAGCUAGCAGAGGCAGUAGGACUUCAGCAGGGGAAGGGUCACAGAAUGCUGCAAUGAACAGCGACCAUAUAAUGCCCGAUGUCAUAGCAGAGACCCAAGAAAGAGUUCAGACACCCCCACGGAAGCGGGCCAGACGGACUCGGACUCCUACUAACUCCUCUACCUCGUCGAGCACAAGUCGAAGCUCUGAGCCCGUCCCGGCUAGUGCCAUGUUGAUCGAACUUACUACCAUCCUUGGGAGUCGCGGAGAGUACCACAUGAGGCAGCUCGUAUCGAAGCUUGUCGACAGGCGCAGGAAUAAUGAAGCUAGCAUAUUGUCAACAGUCAUCAAUGUCAUUAUUGCUGGAGCUGGAUGCAAGGAACUAGUCAGACCAGGCGACGUAGAUGCUGCAGUGCAUACUCAAGGAGUGUCCUCCGCUGCUGUUGAUGACCUUGCUCAAAUGGUGGUGGAGGCAUACCAGUUAACCGAAGGCGGCACCUCACUGCCUCGUCUGGUGGUUUUGAGGCAGAAGCUCGCCUUGUCUUCUGCUGGAAAGAAGAGCGCCGAGAAGUCCUCGUCGAGUCGGCUGCGACACCUUCGCAAUUUCGAGUGCUUCUUCCGUACACUCUACUACACGCUCGCUGGUGACGGUAUGGACGGUCUUCAACUCAUAGCUAGACUGAACUCUUUCUUGCUCGGUGUCCCUGGCAGCACCCAACGCGGGGGCCCAUCCUUGGCAACUGUGGCGGUACUUCACGUCCGUAUGGUUGCAACAGUGGCAGCUUGCGCCGGCUGCGUGGGCCUUCUCGAAAUCAUCAAGGGCCAGGAAGCCGAUAUAAAGCACGCGGAGAUGACUGCCCCACUGGGCGGUCGGGUCCCCAGCCGGUCUGCAGCCGACCACAUGAAGCAGUCCCUUGAGCGUAUGAUGGGAGUGUUGCGAGGGAUGACCAGCAUCCUGGGCCUCGACCGCUGUCAUGAUUCGUCAGAGUCCAUCAGAGCGCUGGUGUUGUCUCAUGCCGGCUUUGCCUCGUGGAUGGGCACUAUCGAUGACGAAGAUUUAUCUGCAGCAGUCAUUGCGAGGUUGGUGCCGGGACUGGCAGAUCGUAGCCCAGUCGUCAGGGGAACGAUUCUAGAGCAAACAUAUCGGUCCUUGAAAGCAGACAUCAAGACUGUGCCGUUGAGUCGACCACAGCUGGCCACACUAGCGCCAUGUGUCCUCCGCCGCUGCUUCGACUUGGACUCCACUGUGAGGUUGUGGGCCGUGAAGUGCCUCAACGCCAUCGUCGAGUCGUCGGACGCCUUGAAUGACGACCACGACGAUAUUGACGUUGACGAGGGACAAGUCCUCAGUGACCAGGGCUUCCAGUUAGUGUCGAACCUGGUUUGGCAUCCAGAAUUGGCCCUGCGAUCGGAAGCUAUGCUUUUCGUGGACGCCCACGUCUUUGGUGAUCCCGGGGUUCUCCGGGGAUGGCCGGUCGGAGAGGAAGCCUCAUCAGCUGAGUCGACUACUGCCCUGCUCAUGAUCGUGGAGUUCAUCAUUCAAUACGGGAACAAUUCGGAGAUCCCCGAGUUGACCUACAGACUCGCUGAAGCUAUCUACAGCCUCAGCCCCACCCGCCGCUGUUAUCUCUGCUGCUUCAUUUCUUACACGGCACUCCUCUUGGGUCUGGACACCUCUCAGCAGGCAUCACAGCCGUCGGCAUCUCCUGCCGAGAAGACGGUGCUGCUGGCGCUCCUGUUGGCGACCGUCCGCUUGUGUGGGAGCGAGUUCACCACUGAGACCAUCCUGGAAGGCCUCAACGGAUCCACUGAGGAGCCCUGGAUCCGGGUGGUCCUCGAGCAAUUCCGAAACAGCCCCGAAGAUCUGGUACUCGUUGCAGAGAUUGUCCGACAGCUACUGCGGAAGGACGAAGACUGCAAAGGGCUGGAUAGCAGUAGCGUUGAGGCUUUGGAGUCUCUUUUGAUUGAGACUACCGAUGAUACUUUGCUGUCUCUGUCGGCGGAUCUGCUGAGUGUGCAGUAUGCGGUAGGAGAGGCCCCAGCCGUUCUCGCGUCCCUGCAGCAGAAGUGCUCCGAGCUGGUUCAACUUCCUGGCAACACAGAGCCUCUAACGCUAGAGCUUCAUCGUAUGGUAGCCUUAUCGAAGCACUGGGAUGUGAUUGGGGAUGACUACAGUUUACUCGCCAACUUACUAGAGCUGGCAGACCGGCGAGUUGCGGCAUUGGAAGCCAAUUCCCCCCUUGAAAACGUUCCUGCUCCAGAGCUCAUCACUCUGGUUCUUCUUACUUUGAUAUUGACUUCAAUGCGGCGGCUCUACAGUGAGGAGUGGUCAGAUGGCACAGCAGCGGAGGAGCACCAGUUGUGCAUUGCUGAUCUCGGCAUGUUGUGCUUGGGCAUCAUCGAGCACGACGUUGCGGAGGAGGCGGCGGGACUGCGAUUUACGGCCUUCGUUGCUCAGCUCUUCUUAUUAGAUCUCAUUGGCAACUCGGAUCAACUGCGAGGUGAUAGGAGUCCUGCAGACGUCGAUAGGAUCCUGGGCGAGUAUGUGCAAGAACUCAUGCUCGAGGCAUCCCUCCCAGGUGAGAGGGCCGGUCAUGUUGCUGAGCUCCACACAUGUUUUGCUGAUAGGCUCAGUGAAGCUAUUGCAAAGUUGGCCUCCUGCGUUCAACGAGGCCGUCUCCUUGGUCAUGGCUCGGCCCACUGGGACUUCAUUUGA
This is a messenger RNA of Perkinsus marinus ATCC 50983, 2709 nucleotides long. RefSeq lists its product as hypothetical. The transcript has 19 exons. Bases 1 to 2709 code for a protein of 902 amino acids. NCBI's taxonomy places the organism in Eukaryota, Perkinsozoa, Perkinsida, Perkinsidae. The record is from RefSeq and is a predicted model, not a curated record.